Paramecium octaurelia is the source of this 665-nucleotide messenger RNA. Lineage: Eukaryota; Ciliophora; Oligohymenophorea; Peniculida; Parameciidae. The record is from the annotation of a GenBank genome assembly.
AUGGAGUUUGAAUUAGCUGGAACCACUCAUAAAGCUGUUUAAGGUUGGCGAUUUGAUACUAAUGGACAGGAACCUCUUAAGCAGUAAUUAAUCGAGCCAUCGGAACCCUAAAUCCAAACAUAAGGGUUUUUCGAAAAAAUUAAGAAUUAGUUUAAUGAUUUACUCAAACCACCUGACAAAGAAGUGGAAUAAAGAAUCAUUUACUUAGAUGGUAAGGUGUACCCUCAAAAUAAUAUGCCAAAUAUAGUAAAAAACUAAAAGUACAACAUUUUGUCAUUUGUUCCUAUGGUGCUCUAUCAACAGUUUAAAUACUUUUUCAAUCUAAUAUUCUUGUUGAUCACACUAUCUUAAUUCGUACCUUUGCUGAAAGUAGGGUUUUUAUUUAGUUAUGUUGCUCCAUUAGCAUUCGUAUUGAUCUUAACAUUACUCAAAGAAGCCUACGAUGAUUUUCAAAGGUAUAAAAGAGAUAAAGAGGCCAAUUCUCAAGAAUACACCUAAAUUGGGAAGGAUAAAACAGUAUAACUUUAAAGUUGGCAGUUGAAAGUAGGAGACAUUAUUGAGGUCCAUGCAAAUUAAAGAAUACCUGCCGAUUUAAUAUUGCUACACACAAACGAUGUAACAGGAACAGUUUUCAUUAGAACAGAUUAAUUGGAUGGAGAAACUGA